UGGUGGUGAAUGAUUGACCAAAGCUGUAUAGAUACCUGGCUGUUGACUUAAAAUGAAUGAUAUCCUGGUUUCCUGGUUAGAGUCACAGUGAUACAUUCCGAAAACACCAGAGAGCAUGGGAAGAAUAAAUAUGGGAAAAUCAAUCCUUAUGCUUCUUUGGCUGUUACUUACUCUCGGAUCAGUAGCAGCCCAAGCAGAUAAGGUAGAACGAGAUUUACCCAACUGGCUGACGGGAAUCAUCUCUGUCGUGGUCUUCCUCUGUGUCGUCUUUAUCGCCUUCCUUGUUAACAAAGUCUGGUGCAACACAAGCAAACCAGAAGAUGUGUUUUCUAACGAAUACACCAUGCCCAAUGGAUCGCCAUCCUAUGAAACUAGUCUCGACGCUGUCAGAAGCGCUGAUGACCCCAACGCGUUUGAGAACGUGAUCGUUCACCAGACGGAUGAAAAAGUAACAGCAAUGUAACUGAAGGAAUAUCUCCAGUCACACUCUGCUGAUUCAACACAACAUAUUAACCCCGUUUUCUACUGUAACCCCGUGAAUUAUCAUUUUAUUUGUUGACGCAGCUCAUCUUGCACCAAAGGUUAACUGUGUUUGUGUCGAAUCAACUUUAUAGAUGCUAUAGCAGUACUGCAGGUCUGUCAGCAAAGCUAAAUGCAAAUAAUAAAAUGCAAUGGACCAUAAUAGUCCAGGGGUCGCAAAACAAAUCAGCUUAUCCACUUUUAAAGGGAGAGAGAAAAUGCUUCCUGUAUCUUUAGUGGUUGGUAUCAAAGCUGCUCAAUCAAAAUUUAUGAGCACGGAUUUAUCUGUUGCUUGGAAGUAUGACUAAUACAACACAAUUCGGGUGUGUUUUUCUCAUAGUAUGUCAGGUUGUUAAACCCAAUUUCUGCAUUUGCAUAGAGGUCAGUUUCUUUAAUGGCACCUUAAUGUUUGAUUUUAGAUCAUUUUUGUUAUUUUGUCUUAGUAAACCAGUACAUAAUCAAAAUUGUGUCUAUUUUAUAUAAAAGAUGAUGCCGAAAUCUGAUGCCGAACCAGGUGAGGACCACUGGUUGGGAAAUAAAUCAAAGAUUUUUAUAAACCAAUGCACUUGUGAACAUCCAAACAAUAUCAAAAAUGCUGUAGGCCUACUUUAUAACUUCAUUUGUUGUGUAACUCACUUUUCAAUUUGAUGAAUCAAUACAAGCUAAUGAGCUACUGUAAAAAGCAAUUCAUUUAUAGCAUCAAAUCAUUUUACAAAUAAAUAUAGAAAAUUCAUUCUUAAAAAUGCUUUUCCGUAAUCUAUUUCAGCAUCAGAAUUGACAAGUCGAAAGACGAUUAGAAUGAAAAUAACUUUAUUUUUUGCGACACUUGAUCACUUCUACUUUCCAAAAUAAACCGUGACCAUAAAUCUG
Messenger RNA from Triplophysa dalaica, 1389 nucleotides. RefSeq names its product PDZK1 interacting protein 1 (gene pdzk1ip1). The record is from RefSeq and is a predicted model, not a curated record. The coding region runs from base 116 to 463 and encodes 115 amino acids. The transcript is spliced from 4 exons. Lineage: Eukaryota; Metazoa; Chordata; Actinopteri; Cypriniformes; Nemacheilidae.